Fraxinus pennsylvanica is the source of this 1842-nucleotide messenger RNA. Lineage: Eukaryota; Viridiplantae; Streptophyta; Magnoliopsida; Lamiales; Oleaceae. The record is from the annotation of a GenBank genome assembly.
AUGGGUGCUCUGAAUUUUGGGUUUUGUAGUUCUCAGUUAUUCAGUAACUUCAAAAUUGACCCUGCGAGCAAUGAAAAACUCAGGUGCAGAAAAGAGGGAAUUUUCUGUUUUGAUCCUUUAAAAACACAAAAGUUUAGUAAUCACCAGUUUGAAGGCUUGGACUAUGGUUUCUACAGGGCUAAACAAAGAAAAAGAGACAUUUUUAGGUUAAAAUCAGUUGUGGAUGUAGAUAAAGUAAUGGAGAGUGAUAAUAGCUUUAUAGGAGCCGACAGUAAUUCUAAUCACUAUGAUACCAUUGUCAUUGGUUCGGGGAUGGGAGGGCUGGUGGCAGCGACGCAGCUGGCAGUUAAGGGAGCUAAGGUUUUAGUUCUGGAGAAGUAUGUGAUUCCUGGAGGGAGUUCAGGGUUUUACGAGAGGGACGGAUUCAAAUUUGAUGUUGGUUCAUCUGUUAUGUUCGGUUUCAGCGAUAAGGGAAAUCUAAAUUUGAUUACACAAGCAUUGGCAGCGGUUGGAUGUAGGAUGCAAGUUAUACCUGAUCCAACAACGGUUCAUUACCAUCUACCAAAUGGCCUCUCGGUCCUAGUCCAUAGAGAAUAUAGUGAUUUUGUUGAUGAACUUGUCAGCAGAUUUCCCCAUGAAAAAAAUGGGAUUCUCGGAUUCUAUGGAGUAUGCUGGAAGAUCUUCAAUGCAUUGAACUCACUGGAACUGAAAUCCCUGGAGGAGCCAAUCUACCUUUUUGGGCAGUUUUUUAAGAAGCCCCUGGAAUGCUUGACCCUUGCCUACUAUUUGCCCCAGAAUGUGGGUGACAUAGCUAGAAAUUAUAUAAAGGAUCCGCAGUUGCUAUCCUUCAUUGAUGCAGAGUGUUUCAUUGUGAGUACAGUGAAUUCCAUGCAGACACCAAUGAUCAAUGCAGGGAUGGUUUUGUGCGACAGACAUUUCGGGGGAAUCAACUACCCUGUCGGUGGAGUUGGAGAAAUUGCAAAGUCAUUAGCAAAAGGGUUGGUUAAUCAGGGGAGUGAGAUACUUUACAAAGCAAAUGUAACAAAUAUUAUCCUUCAAAAUGGAAAAGCUGUGGGGGUGAAGCUGUCAGAUGGAAGGCAGUUUUAUGCUAAAACCAUUAUAUCGAAUGCUACUAGAUGGGAUACUUUUGGCAAGCUCCUGAAAAAGGAAGAUCUUCCUGAAGAGGAAGAAAGAUUCCAAAAGGCAUAUGUUAAAGCGCCAUCUUUUCUUUCUAUUCACAUGGCAGUUAAAGCUGAUGUUUUGCCAUCAGACACAGAUUGUCACCAUUUCAUCCUUGAGGAUGAUUGGAAGAAUUUAGAAAAGUCAUAUGGAAGUAUAUUCUUGAGCAUCCCAACUGUUCUUGAUUCGUCAUUAGCUCCAGUGGGGAACCAUAUUCUUCACAUUUUUACAACUUCUUCCAUAGAAGACUGGGAGGGUCUUUCCCGCAAGGAUUACGAGGCAAAGAAGGAACUUGUGGCAGAAAAAAUAAUUAGCAGGCUUGAGAAAAAACUAUUCCCAGGGCUCAAGUCAUCCAUUGUUUUUAAGGAGGUAGGAACACCGAAAACACACAGGCGGUACCUGGCUCGUGAUAGUGGUACCUAUGGACCAAUACCACGUCGAAUCCCAAAGGGCUUAAUAGGAAUGCCGUUCAACACAACUGCUGUAAAUGGUCUGUAUUGUGUGGGAGAUAGCUGCUUUCCGGGGCAAGGUGUUAUAGCAGUAGCCUUUUCAGGAGUAAUGUGUGCACAUCGAGUGGCUGCUGACUUAGGGUUUGAGAAGAAAAAUCCAAUGCUGGAUACUGCUCUACUGGGGCUACUAGGUUGGUUAAGGACACUUGCGUGA